GAUCUGCAGUGGAGGGGGAGGGGGGCUACACCCGGGCGCUGCCCUAUUUCCUUGGCUUCUCCCGGCUGGCGGAGCUCAGAUUAUCUCCGGCCGUGACGGAGCCGCUUCAUCCCUGACACCGGCUACCCUCAUCCCUACCCCGGCAUCACCGGUAUACCUCUCGGUCACCCCUCUCGGUGUCCCCCCCCUCCCCACUCAAGAUGUCCGGCUGGCAGGAUUACGUGGAUAUGCUGAUGGCCGAUGGCAGCUGCCAGGAGGCCGCCAUUGUCGGAUACGUGGACGCCAAAUACGUCUGGGCAACCACCCCCGGGGGCUUCUUCCAGACGCUGACGCCUGCAGAAAUAGAUGUACUGAUAGGAAAGGAUAGAGAAGGAUUCUUCACUAAUGGUCUUACUGUUGGAGGAAAGAAAUGCUCGGUGAUCAGAGACAGCCUGUAUAUUGAUAAUGAUUUCACAAUGGAUAUCAGGACAAAAAGUCAAGGCGGAGAACCAACAUACAACAUUGCUGUAGGCAAAGCUGUCAGAGUCUUGGUCUUCGCAAUGGGCAAAGAAGGAGUCCACGGAGGCGGCUUGAAUAAAAAGGCAUUCGCAAUGGCGAAAUACUUGAGAGAUAUGGGAUUUUAGCUUUUAGGCCAACUUACAUUCUAGGGGAAAACAGACAAACAUUGCUACUAAACUUUCCUACAUGAACAAAGCAUUCUUUAUCUGGAAAUUUUAUUAGCAAUAAAAUGGGUGAUGGGGAUGAUCCUGUGUCUCCUUUGUAUCCCUAUUUUGGUGGGGAAAGUUGUUGUCUUUAAACAUUUUUUUUUUCCUUUAAUUUUUUUUUUUGUGUUUUUAAGCAAUUGAUUUAUCAUGGCAAAUUGUGUCCAUAAUAGGACAACCCAACAGGAUGUUUUGUUGACUGCUUUUACCCUCCUCAAAGGCUUUACUACUGAGCAGCAUCUCCUGCCGGCUAUAACUUUACAUUGCAUCUCGUCUGUCCACCAGACUGUAGAAUAUAGUUACAGUUUGUCUUUCAUUUAACCAUAAUCUUUGUUGGCGUUUACUAUAUUUCUGUACCACCCAUUGCAGUCCCGUAAUGUGAAACGCGUGGCUUUUCAGUGUUAUGUACGCAUAGGCUGGUAUACUGAGUGUCUGACCCAUAUGUUAACAUUGUGUUUAGAAGUCAGGUGGUAAAAGGGUGGGGGUUUAACCCAGUCUUAAGACCGUUUUAGGUACACUGAAUGUACACCUUGCCACAAACUGUACCUCAAUUAAAGCUGUUUUAAUGCGUACUCUUCUAAAGUACGAUGUAGUUGCCUCACUUUAAAGCAGAUAGCAAUGUAACUUAAACCCAGUUUGCCAUCAGAUAUUCCUGGUUUGUGCUGUUCUUCUGCCAGCACAAGUCUUAAGCACAUGCUAGUGUUGUCCUGUACAAAGUCUGGGCUUAGUAUAGUAAGUAGAAGCCUAGUAACUUGAGUCAGCAGGACUGCAGCAAGGCAUGGGUAGCAGCUAGAUAUAUAAGGGGGGAGAAGAGUGGUGCACAAGAAAACACUAAGCUUGAUGCAAAUUUGUACAUCCAUUGGAUUGAUGCGUUUUGAGCAGUUUGAGCAUAUACACAGCUCAACUUAGUCUUCCUUUGCUCAAACACAGGUGGAAAUCACUACUUACAAAAACACUAGGUCCACUUUUCGCUACUCUUUAAAGUUAUUGUAAAGCAAUUUUACCUUUUUUUCUUUUGGUGUCUUACAAAUUUACCCUCCUGUAUGUAAUCAUAACUGCAGACUACAGUGCCACAAGCCUAUGGUUUGGCAUUUAUCUGUGGUGAGCGCCUGCUCGGAAGGACACGCUUGUGCGUUUUUAGUGCAAUAACGUAAAUAAUAUCAUCUUUCUCUCACACUAGAGUGUAUGCCAAAUCAUUUUUUUAAAUAAACGUUUUAAAGCCAUUUGCUAGAGUUUAUUCUUUUGUCAUGGUUGUGGUGGGAAAAUUCUCUUUAAACCUAUGAAAUCUUUAUUUCCGAAUCUUCCACCUUGUUUUGCAGCACAUAAUAAGUUUUUUUUUGUAGAUGGAGACAUUUUGGGGCAUAUUUAUAACUUAUUUCUUUCUGUAUUAUUAAUUCAUGGCUAUAUUUAAUGAAAGGCCCAUAUCAGAAUAAGUAGCAUAAUAUUCAAUUUUAUACUCCCUUCAAAUAUAUCUUCUCAUUAUUGUUGGUUAUGCUGUGAUCUUUUGACAUCCGUGUAAACGUUAUUCCUGUCUGCCAGACAUUUAAUUUGGAUGUUGGCUGAUCAUAGAUCCUGAUGUACACUUCUAAAUAAUGGCUGAUGUAUGACAUGCAUUACAAACCUUAUUUAAGAUGCCUGUUUAACUAGAAGCGCCAUGCCAAUAUGAUGUCCUUUAUUUUUGAAGGAACUAAUAAAGAUUUUAAGUGUAAGGAGCUAUGAACAGCCUUAAGCCAGCCAUACAUGGAUCAAAUCUGGUUCAGCAAGGAUUGGUCGAAUUUCAAUCCAUGUAUGGCCAGGCUGGCUGUCCAGAAGUUGAUCUACCAGUUGACUUUUGUACAACCAGCCUGUUGGAAAACUUCCACACGAUCUGGCAGCACUGAUCCGUGUAUUCUGACAGCAGGAAAGACGGAAAACAUCUCAGCGGGAGGAGUUCCCCCAUCCACCUCGUCUGGGGAAUUGGGUCUUAGUUUAACCCACUGGUUGAACAAAAGAGAUUACUACUUUAUCGACUUAGUGUAAAAUCUUAGGUACUUUGGGAUCUUGUGACUUUGCUACAAGCUAUUCUGUCUUCAGUGACGAGUGUGUCAAAAGGCAGGGACAGCCGCAGAGGGAGGAACUUCUCAGAGGACCAUCGCCUUAGAGAAGCCUUUCUCAUCCCUUUUACAUGUAGGAACCCUCAGGGAACCCCUACUAUUUAUAUAAUUACAGCGAACGGUACUUUAGUGUGUGGGUCACUACACUACAUUUGUGGUCCCCCACUUACAGAUGGCUAAAAUGUUAAUUGGCAUUAGCAAAUACUUAUGAGAGAGGUAGAAAUUCCUCAUGAAACCCCAAGCAACCUCUGAACAAGCCCUAGGACCCUACAGAACCCUAUAGAUGAGAGAGCCUGCGGUAGAGGUUCCAACAGUUUACCUAGUACAAUAAGACCACUAGUUUUGGUCACUUUUUAUUUAAUACAGGCUCUUGGUCAGCCAAUCAACAGGGAAUAUCAUGAAGCCGAUCUCCCUUAUAUUGAUGUGGUUUAUUUGUCUUCAUAGGACCAAUUGCAGUUACAUAUUUACCCCAAACAUUAGACAUAAUUUAUCUUGAGAUGACUACCACUUUCAGUCUCAUUAUUCAGCUUCUUUUCAUUGGCAGGUCUGAGGAUGUCAUUGCUGCUGGAUUAUUAUCUCUAUAUAUCGUUUUAAGGGGGUUGGUAGUUUUGAAAUAGUGCUGCUGACAAACAUUAACCCAGAGAAUAACAACUGUUGAACAUUGCUGCAGAAACAGUUCAUUACAUUUCUUUGUAUUAUUUUAAACGUGUAUAACCUGGUUGUCAGUUAAAAUACAUUACUGUCUAUUUUAAUAAUAAAAAAAUACAAGUUCCUUGUACUAAAGAAUAAUAGAUGGCAUUCUUUAGAAUGAAGCAAGCUCUAUUUGUGAUAGCUUCAUAUGUAUUCUGUGCCAUAUGACAGUAUGGAGCCGUGAGAGGGGUUUUAACUGACAUAAAGGUCCUACUUCCUCCAAAAUGGCACUUCUGUAAGGACAUUUUAGAAUUUUGCUUCUGUUUUUGUCUUGUGUAUCAUGUACAAACUGUAAACACUUGUUAAUUUGUCCAUUUCUUUCCCUGCACUUUUGUUACAUCUGGGAUACAGUCUAACUCAUCUGAUUUAAUAUGCAUUUAAAGAAAUGCCAUAAAACUUUUAAACCACCUUGUUUACAGACAGAUGAAAUUAAAUUUAUUCCAACCAAA
Molecule: messenger RNA, 3933 nt
Organism: Rana temporaria (common frog)
Lineage: Eukaryota; Metazoa; Chordata; Amphibia; Anura; Ranidae
Gene: PFN2
Product: profilin 2
Exons: 3
Coding region: 201-623 (140 amino acids)
Biological process (GO): positive regulation of actin filament bundle assembly; actin cytoskeleton organization; regulation of actin filament polymerization
Cellular component (GO): cytoplasm
Molecular function (GO): actin binding
Source: RefSeq, a predicted model, not a curated record